Pelecanus crispus (Dalmatian pelican) is the source of this 718-nucleotide messenger RNA. The record is from RefSeq and is a predicted model, not a curated record. NCBI's taxonomy places the organism in Eukaryota, Metazoa, Chordata, Aves, Pelecaniformes, Pelecanidae.
AUGGGAGCUAGCUACAUUAGGGAAGGAGGGGUGUCAGAUUGCUCUCUUACUCCAUCAGGGGACUGCAUUUUGAGUGACAACGAGGAAGUGAGAGGCAUCCCCGAAGACCUUAAGCAAGAUGUACUGCCUCAGCUACCUGAAGCCCGCAGCCCAGACUGGGGGGCUGCCAGUCUGCAAAGGCAGCAGAGAGCAGCCUAUAAGAAACCCCAUCACCAAAAAACAGGCUCCAGGAAACUUGCCCUCAUCGCUGAUGGCCAGAAACCGCACACAGAAGAGAAACCCUACAAGUGUACAGAAUGCGGGAAGGGCUUUAAGGGGACCUCCAGGCUCCUGAACCACCUGCAAACCCAUGAGAGAGAAAAAAUGUUUGAGUGUGUAGAAUGUGGGAAGAACUUUAGCAGGAAGGCCAACCUGGUGGUGCACCAGAGAAUCCAUACGGGGGAGAGGCCGUACAAGUGCAAGGAAUGUGAGAAAACCUUUAGCCGUACCUCAAACCUUAUUGCUCACCGCAAAACCCAUGCGAAAAAGAAAGCCUUUUCCUGCACCACGUGCAGGAAGAGCUUCAGUGGAAGCACAGCUCUCUUCCAGCACCAGGGAGUCCACAUGGACGAGAAGCCCUAUAGGUGUACCGAGUGUGGAAAUAGCUUCCGUCUGUGCUCGAACUUCAUCAAACAUCAACAGAUUCAUUUGAGAGAGAGACCCAGUGAACACACAGCAG